This is a messenger RNA of Candoia aspera, 3852 nucleotides long. Its product is annotated as cytoskeleton-associated protein 5-like. Gene Ontology annotation, cellular component: microtubule plus-end; centrosome; kinetochore. The record is from RefSeq and is a predicted model, not a curated record. Gene Ontology annotation, molecular function: microtubule plus end polymerase activity; microtubule plus-end binding. Gene Ontology annotation, biological process: mitotic spindle organization; establishment or maintenance of microtubule cytoskeleton polarity; centrosome duplication. The coding region runs from base 1 to 3852 and encodes 1283 amino acids. Lineage: Eukaryota; Metazoa; Chordata; Lepidosauria; Squamata; Candoiidae. The transcript has a single exon.
AUGCUAGAGCCAAAGGACAUGCCAGAGGAGGAACUUCCAGAAGAAUCAUGUGAGCUGGAAGCUGCUGCAGUCCUCCCUGAGUCCUGUCUCCAACAUCUGGACAGCAGCGAUUGGAAAGAGCGGAUCUCCUGCCUGGAGACAUUUGAGAAGGCGGUGGAAGAGAUGGAGAAGAACCAGGUGCCCUGCCAAGCUUUGGUAAGGCUGCUUGACAAAGACCCCGGGUGGAAUGAAACCAAACUGCAGGUGAUGCAAAAAAGGUUGCACAUUGUCACUCUCAUUGCCCGCAAGGGGAACUUCUCCAGAACCUCAGCUCGGUUCGUCUUGGGAAAUCUGGUGGACAAGAUUGGGGACGUCAUCUGUAGCAGCGACACGAAGGAAGCCCUAACCGCAGUGGCUGAGGCCUGUGGCUUGCCGUGGACAGCAGGGAAAGUUACUGAAGCAGCUUUCUUGCAAGACUGCCCCAGGACUCAUGCAGAAACUCUGAACUGGCUCUCUAGCGCCAUCAAAGACUUUGGCUUUGAUGGCAUGGAGGCCAGAAUGUUUGUUGGCUACAUUAAAGUGUCCUUGUCUGCAGCCCAUCCAGAUGUGAGGACUUCCGCUUUUAACCUCCUUGGUGUGAUCUACCUCUAUGUCGGGAGCCCUCUGAGGGCCUUUUUUGAGGAUGAAAAGCCCCUUCUUCUCUCCCAGAUUGAUGCCAGGUUUGAACAGCUGAUUGGCCAAAGUCCCCCUCCUCAAACGCGAGGCCGCUGCAAGUUCUGCAGGAACAGUGCAAAUGAGCAGCGGGGAGGAGAUGCACAGCCCUACUGGACAAACAGUGCGGUUGAUAUCAGCAAGAAGAUCUCAGGGGAGUUACUGGCCAAAAUGCAGGACCCCAGCUGGAAGGUCCGGAAGGAAGGGCUGGAGGACAUCUCCAGGAUCCUCAGUGACAUCACCUCCAUCCAGCCCAACAUUGGCGACCUCCCAGCUGUCUUGAAGGCUUGUCUGCAUGACUCCAAUAAAGCUCUGGUGAAGCAGACACUCAUUGUCCUGCAGCAGCUUGCGAAGGCCAUGGGUCCAGGGAUUAAGCAUCACAUCAAGACCCUGGGAAUGUCUAUCCUCGCGGUCCUCAAAGACAACAAAAGUAGCUUACGGCCCAUGGCUCUUACCACCAUAGAGGCAUGGGCUGAACAGACUGGCAUGAAAGAAUGGCUAGAAGCGGAUGACCUCUUCAUAGAUCUGAAGAAGGAGACGGUGUCCCCGAGACAGGGGUUCCUGGGGUGGCUGGCAGAGAAACUGCCGUCUUCCAGCUCUGCCUCUGCUGACUUGCUUCGUUGUGUCCCUCAUCUCUAUUCAGCCUUGGAGAACUCCCUUGAGGAAACACGCACAGCAGCACAGGAGGCCCUCCCGUUUUUCCUUCUUCACCUUGGCUUUGAGAAGAUGUCUGAAGCUGCCAGCAAACUGAAGCCAGCUUCCAGAGAGCAGGUGCUCUCUCUGCUGGACAGGGUCAAAAGUAGCCAAUCAUCCAAGGCCACCGUUAGCCUUUCCAGGACCCUUUCCAAGCUGCCACGGGGCAAGUCUUGGUCCAGGGCGUAUGUGGCUCCUCCUCAACAGUCCCCCCCAGCCGCCUCCUUCUCUACUGAAAAUGUAGGGUCUCACGAGCUGAGCUUGGAUGUAAGAAAAGCCACCUCAGAAGGGACCGUUCCCAAAGCUAAGCGAUUCCCAAAUGUGAAGGCGCAAGCCAAACUUAGCUCAAAGGAAGGUCCCAGUGUGCUAGGCCCCAUUUUCAUGAUUGUCCCCAAAGGGAAAGAGCAGAGAGCAAAGGAUGAGAAAGCUCUGAAGGUCCUGAGAUGGAAUUUCAGCACCCCAAGCAGCAAAUACAUUGAGCAGCUCAAAGCUCAAAUGUGUGGCUGUCUCUGCAGCUGGCUGCAGGAAGAGCUUUUCCACUCCAACUUUCAGCACCACAUCAGAGCAUUGGCCGUGAUGACCAAGCACUUGGGGACUGAGAAAGAUGGUGUCAUCAGCUGUCUGGACCUCGUCUUGAAGUGGCUCAGCCUUCGACUGUUUGACACCAACACUUGGGUGCUCAUGAAGACCCUGGAGUAUCUUCAAAGACUCUUCAGUAUGCUGAUUGAGGAGAAGUAUCAGCUGAUGGAGAACGAGGCUUCCUCUUUUCUGCCCUACCUUCUCCUGAAAAUGGGGGGAACGAAGGAGUCCAUCCUCAGAGAAGUCCGGGCAAUUCUGAAGCAGAUCCUCUUCAUCUACCCGGCCUCCAAGACGUUUUCUUUCCUCCUCGAAGGAGCCCAGGCCAAGAAUGCCAACCAACGGGUGGGAUGUUUGAAGGAGCUGGAAUGGAUGCUGAAGGAAUACGGGCCAGAGGUGUGCCAGCCAAACCCAAACAAAAUUCUGAAAACUCUCAUUGUCUUGACCGGGGACUACAACAAUGCAGUUCAUACGGCUGCUUUAAAGGUCAUUGCAACAGCCCGGGACGUUUAUGGAGCGGAAACAUUUCGGGCAGUUGGGAAUAUAUCCGAGAAACACAUGGAUUUAUUGGAAGAGGGCAUAAAAGAGGCAGGAGCUAUGGGAGUCAGAGAGGAAAAAAUGGGAACUCAAGGCUCCAAGGCCGUAGAAGGCUCCCGGCAGAACAAUGCAACCGGAAAUCAGACUGAGGGGGAAUAUUCAGGGGCCCCCACAGAGCACGUUGGGCCAGAGAAUGCUAACCACGUGGACACUUGCGAGAAUCCAGGUCCAGCAGCUGGAACGCCCCCGGGUGUGAGCGUCGAACUUCAGGCCGAGGGUAGCAUCACUCCUAACGUCAAUAUGAUCAUUUGCCGUGUGGCUAGUGGUAGCGUUGUCACGAGUAUCGAGGCCCUAGUGCAGAUUCAGGAGAUUCUGGAGCAGGAGGACAGCGUGGAAAUCAUGUCUGGCCACAUCAACCAGUUUCUGAUAGCAGCACUCCGGCAGCUGAAGUUCCUCCACCGGCUCCAUGUCACAGCGGAGGAAGAAGCAAGGAAGGAACAAGUUGUCCAGCUGUAUAACUGCAUCAUCUGCAACAUGGUCUCCCUCUUCCAGAUAGAUAGCCUGGCCCAGGAAGCCUCUGCUGGGGUGCUGAAGGACCUCAUCAGUAGUCUGAUCACCUUCUUGCUGGACUCUCCAGUUGAAGAGCUUUCAGAAGAGCAGUCGGCCAAACGCUUGAUAACAAAGGUGCUGGAGAAAUCAAGCCAGACCAAACUUCUGAGUUCUUUGCUUCUGCUUCUUCAUGAAAGCAUGACAGCCCCCACUAACCUCUCCAGUUUUUCAGAAAUGGUGGCCAAGUGCUUGUGGAAAACUGCCAAACACCUUCCGCAAACCAUUGAUAGCAUCUGCUUGGACCAGAUCCUGUUGGAUAUCCACAUAUUCAUGAAGGCCCUGCCCAAGGAGAAACUGAAGCAAUAUCAGAGCAGUUAUCCCCUCCGGGCACUGAAGAUUCUUCUGCACACCCUUUGCAAGCUGAAGGGUGAAGAGAUCUUGGAACACCUCACCUUGAUAGAGGAUAGGGGGGACUCAGAGUUGGAAGCCAACCUCAGGAAACUGGUCAGCCACUCUGAGGGACAGGCUGGCACGUACGGUGAGCUAGGCUCUUCUUCCCGAGCUGAGGACAAGGUCAACCAGACACUGGCUGAAAUUUUCAAGAAGAUCAGCUGCAAGGAAACUGCCAGGGCAGGCCUGGAAGAUCUCCACAAAUUCAAGGAGAAACAUCCUGAGGCAGACUUAGAACCCUUCUUGAAAAAUUGUUCCCUUCUCUUCCGGAGUUACGUCAAACACGGCUUGGCGGUUAUAGUGUCCGAAAGGGAAAACAAGCAAAAAAGCAACCUUUUGGCUGAGAAAGCAGCAUAA